AUGCAGACGGGCGGCUUGGAGUUGCUUUUGGACGUAUGUUUGUCGCUGAUGCAGACUAAGAUCCCCGUCAACGAAAACACGAUUACCGAAGACUUCACGGAGGCAGAAGACUUGUUGCCGUGGAUGAUAACGAGAAGUAAGGCGAGCCAGAAGCUGCAUGUGAAAGGAGCCCAAAGGCCGUACCUCAUGCUGACCGCUGAUGAGAGCGACUCCAAAAAUGCGACGGAAGAGUGGAUGGGACGGAAGUUUCGAACAUCGAGUGAUGAAGAAGAGAUGACGGGUGACGGAGCUUACGUGUGUUCGAUGAAGAAUCUGCUGUGA
This is a messenger RNA of Gregarina niphandrodes, 321 nucleotides long. RefSeq lists its product as hypothetical. The transcript has a single exon. NCBI's taxonomy places the organism in Eukaryota, Apicomplexa, Conoidasida, Eugregarinorida, Gregarinidae. The coding region runs from base 1 to 321 and encodes 106 amino acids. The record is from RefSeq and is a predicted model, not a curated record.